AUGAAGCUCUACCCCAUGUAUCCCACAGGGUAAAAUCAAAGCUAUCAGAUAUCUCUAUUUAUUGUAAUAAUAUUUGUUAAGUUGUCCAGGGGACCGCAAAUGAAAUAAUUAACCAUUUGUAUUAAGUCUUCUAUGGACAUUAAUUUCUAUUUCUUUAGACAAUCCUACCCUUAUCAAAAAAAGCAUUGCUUGCUUGGCUUCCUUGAUGAGUUGUAUAUGCCCAUCAAAGCAAAGCAUUUGGAUCUUUAUACUUCUUUAGAUUUAUGAGUUUUCUGUUCAAUUUGUCUGAUAAGCACUUCUUCCUAUAAGCCAGUCCUUCCAAGUUUUGAGAAUUUGAUGAUGAAGAUAAGCCAUGAAAGAGGGAAAGCAGUGGAAGUGUACAACAACAUUGAUAUUUUCCAUGAUUAUAAUAGAACUUCAUCGAAUGUUCCAUGUAAGGAACAUCCGCAACUAUCUUCAGCUGGUGUAUGUGCUUAUUGUCUCAGAGAUCGUUUGAUCAAUUUGGUUUGCUCAGAUUGUGGUGUUCAGCGUUUCUCGUCUUGUUCAUGCGCUGGUCGCGGCGGUGAAGCAGCCGGCAUUGGGCGUGUCUCGUUCUUGAUUGAGAAUGAAAACAAGGAGCAAGUUCCGAAUGCCAAGCCUAGAAGGAGUCCUAGUGCUGGAAACAAAUCAGAAGAGAUCUUCUUAAUCAAGAGAAGCAAUAGUGGCUGCGCUGAGAUCAAGAAAAAGAAAGGGUUUUGGGGGUUUGGAAGAUUGUUCGGGAAAAAAAGAGACAAAGAUUGUAAUGAUUGUGGUAAGAGUGAAGGUGGAGUCGAUGAGAAAAGCGAUUUGUUGGUCGUUGAUUGUACAGGCGUAUCAAGGUCAAGGUCUCUUUGUAGUUUCAGGGGUGGUGGGUUUUUUGGAUCGGAAGAUAGAGGCGAUUUGACGAAAUUUUCAGGUGCUAGGAACUCCGUUUCAGCUGCUCGGAGUUCUGGUUUCAAUGGCGGUUUGGGUUUCGAUGGUGAAAGGAAAAGUGGCCUUAGUGAAUUAGGAGAACCGAGGAAAAGCGGUUCUGAUAGUGCAGCAGAUAUUAAAGCUACGAGAAAAGCUGGUUGUGGGGGUUUCAUGGAAGUUGAUGGUGGUGCAAACAGGCGGGUGCAAAGGUAUUUUAAUGGUGGGGAUGAUGAUUCAGGCUUCAUUGACUUAAAAUUUGGUUUUCAAGCAGAGAAUAAGGGUGCUUUGUCAGCUUUUGGCAGCAUGAGAAAUGGUUGCUCCAUUGAAAAUGCAAGUUCAUGUCAGAUAACAGUGGAUGAAAGAGAGAUCAAACAAAGCAGAAAAAGUUUCAAGGGAUGGCGAUGGAUUUUCAAAUCACCAGAAAAAUGAAAAUCUUAUAGCCCCCGUCUUUCAAAUUUUUAAUCUCUGUUUUUUACUUUGUAUUCAUGUCUAAGAUCGAGUGGCUUGUUUUGACAGAGAAAUGUAUUCAUUGUUGCUAUAGAGCCUUUUUAAAUAAAAGCAAGAGAAGAUGUUCAUAAGGUAGCACCAAUAUGAAUCUCAACCAAA
Messenger RNA from Gossypium arboreum, 1536 nucleotides. RefSeq lists its product as uncharacterized. The coding region runs from base 337 to 1359 and encodes 340 amino acids. The record is from RefSeq and is a predicted model, not a curated record. NCBI's taxonomy places the organism in Eukaryota, Viridiplantae, Streptophyta, Magnoliopsida, Malvales, Malvaceae. The transcript has a single exon.